Messenger RNA from Musa acuminata AAA Group (dessert banana), 1929 nucleotides. RefSeq lists its product as uncharacterized. The record is from RefSeq and is a predicted model, not a curated record. The coding region runs from base 1 to 1929 and encodes 642 amino acids. Lineage: Eukaryota; Viridiplantae; Streptophyta; Magnoliopsida; Zingiberales; Musaceae. The transcript has a single exon.
AUGCCGAACGAUCCUCACGCCAACCCUCCCGGGCCCGUCACCCACGGAGAAGGAGAAAUGCUGAUGUCAACGCCAGAUCGUUAUUGGCGCCUGUUCAACGACUUAGGGAUGCCACCCCCGUUAACCACGGUCGACCCUCCGGCCGCACUGCCCGAGGUGUUCCUAGCUCUCGCUAAGCAAGUGCAGGGAAUGAUGGAGAUAAUGCAGACCGUUGUCCCAUUUAUUCCCGAAAUCAGGCGACUGACGGACGCCUCCGCCGACCCGGCCCAUCGAAGGCCGAGCGCGGGACAGGAUGCAACCGGUGAAACCCGAGACGGAGCCAUCCACCACGAAGGUUCGCCCACGCGCGUCUCUCCCGCCCCCUCUCGAGCCGCACGGCGUCGCCCCGAGCCUGACACCGUAUCGUCCGACUCGGCGGACAGCUUCCUUAAGGUACAAUUCUCCCAGGUCAAUCGUCGCCUGGAUGAGUUCCAACGCGAGCUCCAGAGGUCACGGGACGAAUCAAGCGAGGGCACCUCGGGGGGGUCCCCUUUCGUUCAGGAAAUACAAGAAAAACCCAUCCCCCUCAACUUUAGGGUGCCGGCCCUCGAGACAUACGACGGCGGCUCCGACCCAGCAGAGCAUGUCGCCGCGUUCAGAACUCAGAUGGCCCUUUACGGCACGUCCGACGCGCUGAUGUGCCGUACGUUUCCAACCACCUUCAGAGGACCAGCACGCGCGUGGUUCAGCCGGCUGCGACAAUCCUCGAUCUCGUCUUUUGACCAGUUCGCCAAAGAGUUCGAACAAAACUUCCUUACCAGCGCGCGACCUCGGCCUUCCAUAGCCGCCCUGCUGGCACUAUCGCAGCACGAAGAAGAAACGCUCGCGCAGUUCGUGACGCGCUUCGCCGCGGAGGUCCGCGGCUAUUCGGACACUCACCCCUCUUUGAUCAUGCAGGCGUUCCUGACGGGGCUGAAACCAUCGAGAUUCUUCUGGUCAUUGAUCGAGAAGCCGCCCGCCACUGUCCCCGAGAUGCUCUACCGGGCAAACCAAUACGUCGCCGGCGAAGCAUUAGCAGCAGGAAGACGUCCGGUCGGGAAGAAAUCGCGAACCGAGCAACCCCGAGCCGCCACCUCGUCGGCCGACUCGCGAACCCAUCGGAGGCCCGACCACCACGAGCAGCGGCUCCCGAGGCCUCCGCCCCUCCCGCUCAACGCACCUCGCACCGAGAUCUUCCUCCAGAUCAGGGAGAAGGGUCUUUUGCGGCCCCCUAAUCCCAUGAGAGCUACUUACAAAAAUCGGUCGAAAUACUGCAGGUUCCACCGAGACCACGGCCAUGACACGGAAGCUCACGACCUCCAGAACCAAAUCGAGGAGCUAAUCAGAAGAGGGUACCUCGGCCGCUAUCUCAAGGAACCCCGCGAAGCAACCCCGCGUCCCCGAAUGCCCGUGGAAAGGCAGGUCGACGUCAUCAUCGGUGGACCGGCGGCAGGCGGCAACAGCUCAAGCGCGAGGAAAUCCUAUGCCCGGAGCUCGGUCGAGAAGCGCCCCCGACCCGAACUAGAACCCGAAAUCUCUUUCGGGGCUGAGGGGGAAAGAUCCCACCAUGACGACGCUCUGGUAAUUUCUAUCCAGAUCGCCAACGCCCGGGUGAAGCGGGUGAUGGUCGACACUGGGAGCUCCGCCGACAUCCUGUACCUCGACGCCUUCAAAAGGCUCGGCCUGCCCACUGAAGACCUCAUCCCCAUGAGCUCGGCACUCACGGGGUUCACCGGAGACUCAAUCUCCCCGCUCGGCACCACCACACUCCCUGUCUCCAUCGGGGAGGAGCCAAGGACCAAGACAAUAAUGACUACGUUCAUGGUGGUCGACCUGCCCUCGGCUUACAACGUCAUCCUCGGGCGGCCGACGCUCAACAAGCUAAAAGCAGUAGUCUCAACCUAUCACUGA